Arabis nemorensis is the source of this 663-nucleotide messenger RNA. The record is from the annotation of a GenBank genome assembly. NCBI's taxonomy places the organism in Eukaryota, Viridiplantae, Streptophyta, Magnoliopsida, Brassicales, Brassicaceae.
AUGGAGACUCCUAAUUCUAGCAGCUGGUCGGAGCUCCCUAUGGACAUCUUGAUAUCUCUGUUGGAACGUUUGAAUUUUGCGGAUUUCCACCGCGCUAAGAUGGCCUGUUCGAAUUGGUACUUGUGUUCAAAGCAAACGUUGCUCCUGAAAAGCGGACCGCCCUGGCUGAUGCUGUUUCCAAAGGAUGGUUGCGUGCUGUACAACCCGGACGAAGAUAGGGUUUACAAGCCGAAGCGUGACUUCUCAGGGAUUAGAUUCCUGCCAAACUCGGGUAAGUGGUUCCUUGUGGUAGAUUCUCGAUCGCAACUCUGUAUUAUAGAUGUGUUUAGCGAGAAGAGGAUCGAUCUUCCACCUCUAGAGUCAAUCAAGGGUGGUCUUUAUAGUCUCGAGCGACUAGGAGACGAGGAAUUCAAGGAGGAAUUAAUUAGCUGUGGAUAUCGUGUAAUCCAGAGUGCAGAAAAUCUUAGAGGUGUUUUACGGGUAGAUGAGAAGAUGGAAGAGUACAUUGUUGUGUGGUGUUUUAACUCGAUCCGUUCCAAUUCCAAUUACAUAGGCUUUUGCAAGAACGGGGAAGGUCAUUACCGUGAGAUUACAGCACACAUGGAGGAGUUACUAGGCUUAUCUGAUAUGGUACUAUGCGGUGACCGUCUCUACGGAACGUAG